UUUCUUCCGGAUGUGUAGUAGGGCUAACACAUGCGGCAGACUCAUGCUCCGUCCACAACACGACUCAUAAAAACAGUUAUUACUGUUGUGGCAUGAGUUUGUACAUUUUCAAUCGAGCAGUAUGGAGGGUGUACGAUGGGCCUUUCGUUGCGGCUCGUGGUCCCCAACUCGUGCCGAAUGGUUGCUUGCUGCCCGGUGCGUGCAGCGUGAGGAGAAGGAGAGGAUUGGACAGUUUGUGUUCGCCAAAGAUGCCAAGUCAGCCAUGGCUGGCAGACUUCUGAUCCGCAAACUGGUGUCAGAGAAGAUGGGGAUAGUCUGGGACCAGAUCCGGCUGGAGAGGACCGCAAGAGGGAAGCCGAUUGUGGCCAACCCCACAGCAGCAGCGGCUGAUGCAGGUCACCAGAGAUGGAGCUUCAACGUGUCUCACCAGGGGGACUAUGCAGUCCUGGCCGCAGCUCCUGGCCAGCAGGUUGGGACGGAUGUCAUGAAGACUGCCAGACCAGGCUCCUCUUCGAUCCCUGAGUUCUUCCGGCUGAUGACCCGGCAGUUUACAGAGCACGAGUGGAGCACCAUCAGGACUCCGUGCUCCGAAUGGGACCAGCUGCACAUGUUCUACAGACACUGGGCCUUGAAGGAGAGCUUCAUCAAAGCCAUCGGCACUGGCCUAGGCUUCGACCUGCAGCGGAUCGAGUUCCACAUCUCCCCCUUGCUCAUCCAAGAGGGACGUGUCUACUCUGAGACCAGGAUGCAUCUGGAUGGAGAGGAGGACCAGGACUGGACAUUUGAGGAGUGCCUGCUGGACCAGCAGCAUCACGUGGCGGUGGCCCUGGGCCGCGGAGGACCGGCGGGCGAGUGGGAGCCCAAGCCUCCCGUCCAGCCAGCCUCGGCCCCUCCGAGGUUCACCUUGCUGAGCUUCAGUGAGCUGGUGUCUGGGGCACUACCUCUCACUGAGGAGGACCCUGCCUACUGGGAGAGCUUUCAGAAGAAACAGGAGGCUCCCAAACGCCAGACGGACCAGUCCUGAAAGAGCCAUAACCCCUGAUGAGGCCACCCGUUCCAGACACAUUUACCAAAGCCCUGAAGAAGAAUGAGAAACCAAACUGGAGGCUGGAGAGAUGGAGAGAUGAGGAAAAGGAGAUGGAGAGAUGAGAAGAAAAAAAAGAUGCAGACUGGAGUUUAUAAUUAAUGCAAAGAUCACCAUGGCUUGUCCCCUUCGCUAUUUCUGUAGAAUAAUAACCACUGAUGCAUUCAUCUACUAGGCACAUUACCCAGGGGCCCAGAGGUGAGAAAAAAACAACAUGGAGGUUGGCCAGAGUUGAUAAUUAAUGCAAAGAUCACCGUGGUUUGCCCAACACUCACUACUUCUGAAGGCACUUUGUGGCCUCAAUGGCCCCGCUUCAAAAGUAGGACACAGUCUGAUGUCAGAUCGAGGGACCCAGCUGGAGUCUCCAUUGCCCUACAGGUGCCCCAAGUGACCAAAAAGCACUGUCUGGGCUUCUUGGUGCUGACCCACUUUUCAAACAUGAAGGAGGAAAUUCUUUUAUUUUAUUAUUAUUCUACAUUUAGGUUUGCAAACUCUUGGGGGUAGAUGCUGCUGUGUUUUCUUUUUUUGUUCUUUUUUUUUUUUUCCAAAGACAUGGGCAAAGACAAACUGUUUUUAUGGGGAAGAAAACAACAACAGCAAAUGGCUUGAACUUUGUUUUGCUGUCUGUAUUACACUGGCUCCUUCUCAUGCACUACUUCUAACGUGAAAAAGUAUUUUCCCCUCUCUA
Engraulis encrasicolus (European anchovy) is the source of this 1772-nucleotide messenger RNA. RefSeq names its product aminoadipate-semialdehyde dehydrogenase-phosphopantetheinyl transferase (gene aasdhppt). Gene Ontology annotation, cellular component: cytosol. Bases 122 to 1024 code for a protein of 300 amino acids. NCBI's taxonomy places the organism in Eukaryota, Metazoa, Chordata, Actinopteri, Clupeiformes, Engraulidae. Gene Ontology annotation, molecular function: magnesium ion binding; holo-[acyl-carrier-protein] synthase activity. The record is from RefSeq and is a predicted model, not a curated record. The transcript has 7 exons.